Myotis davidii is the source of this 3011-nucleotide messenger RNA. RefSeq names its product ankyrin repeat domain 35 (gene ANKRD35). NCBI's taxonomy places the organism in Eukaryota, Metazoa, Chordata, Mammalia, Chiroptera, Vespertilionidae. The transcript has 15 exons. The record is from RefSeq and is a predicted model, not a curated record. Gene Ontology annotation, molecular function: actin binding. The coding region runs from base 117 to 2669 and encodes 850 amino acids.
CUGCUUUUGACAGCUUGCCCCGGCACAGCCGCGACUGAGUUCGGUGGGUUCGGGAUCCUGUGGCCCCUUUCUCCGCGCGUCCCCGUCCCCCCGUGGCCCUGGCCCUGGCCCCGGCCAUGAAGCGCUUCUUCUCCUGCUCCAGCUCACAGGUGGCGGUGGAGAGAUGGAACCGCCGUGACCAGAAGCUGCUGGAGGCCGUGCAGCGGGGGGACGUGGGGCGCGUGGCCGCCCUGGCCUCCAGGAAGUCUUCCCGACCCACCAAGCUAGACGCCAACGGCCAGUCCCCCUUUCACCUGGCAGCCUCCAAGGGCCUGACUGAAUGUCUGACUAUCCUGCUUGCAAAUGGGGCCGACAUCAACAGCAAGAAUGAGGACGGAAGCACCGCCCUGCACUUGGCCACCAUCUCCUGCCAGCCACAGUGCGUCAAGGUCCUGCUGCAGCACGGUGCCAAUGAAGAUGCCGUGGAUGCAGAAAAUCGUAGUCCGCUGCACUGGGCAGCUUCCUCGGGCUGUGCCUCAAGUGUGCUCCUGCUGUGUGACCACGAGGCCUUCCUGGAUGUCCUGGACAAUGAUGGACGCACACCCCUGAUGAUCGCCUCGCUGGGCGGUCACGCAGCUAUCUGCUCACAGUUACUGCAGAGAGGCGCCCGAGUCAAUGUCACAGACAAGGAUGACAAGUCAGCUCUGAUCCUGGCCUGUGAGAAGGGCAGCGCCGAAGUGGCUGAGCUGCUCCUGAGCCAUGGGGCGGACGCGGGGGCGGUGGACAGCGCGGGCCACGAUGCUCUGUACUACGGCCUGCGCACACAGGACAAGGCCCUGUGGAAGCUGCUGCAGCAGGCCCUGAGCUGGCGGCGGGGGGGUAAGCCACUCCUUAGAAGCCCAUUUGCUGUGUGGGAGGCCUCUCCAUCUGACCCUCCAGUGGGUUCUCCGCCCAAGAGCCCCCGGGGAGCAGAGCCCGGGGUGGAGCAGAAAGAGGAGCGAGAGGAUGUGUGCUCAGAGGAGUGGAAGUGGAAGUACGAAGAGGAGCAGAAGAAAGUUUCUCAGUUGGAGCAGGAGCUGGUGGGAAAGGCAGAAGAGAGCAAGGCGCAGGCUGCAGCCUACCUGGGCCUGGCCAACCAGAUCCGGGAGCAGGUGCAGGAGCUUGGGCGGUUGCUCUUCCGGGAGCCCAGAGCUCCCGGCGGGCCGAGUCCUGGUAUCCGUCCUGGAGGGGAUGGCAUGGAGCAGGGCUGCCCCCUGGACCUGCUGGCUGAGGGCAUACGAGAGCUAAAGAAGCAGCAGCAGGCAGUAGCCGCGGCCGCCGCCAACCCAGUGUUAGCUGCCAAGAAGACCGAAGACUCGUCCCCCCGGGAGAUGUGUUAUGAAGCCCAUGGAAGGUCCCAACCAGAACGGGGGCCACCCCAGGGUCCAGUGUCUGAGAUCCCGGGGGAAGCCACAGGGCAGCAACAGACGACUGUCGGUGGGCAGGCCCUUGGCCCUGAGCAUGCAGACCAGCCGCAUGCUGGCCAGAAGGAGAGGCCGAAGGCCCCCGGGGCGGAAAGAGCCAGCACAGCAGCCAUGAACCAGCUACUGCUACAGCUGAGGGAGGAGCUGGCUGCGGUGUGGCGAGAGAAGGAUGCUGCCCUGGGGGCUUUGUCGAGACCUGUCCUGGAGGGAGUUCUGGGGAAGUCCCGGGCGGAGGCCACGGCGGCCGCCUGGGAGAAGAUGGAAGCCAGGCUGGAGCAGGUGCUGCUGAAGCUGGAUCGGACCCAGAGGGGGCUGCGAGCGACCCCUGCGACCCCGGCCCAGGAGUCCAGAGAAGGAGCCCGAAAGGCAGGCUCAGAAACCAUCCCCGAAGAGGAUGGGGAGAAGGAGACGGGGGCUCCCGGGACCCAGCGGGAGUCUCCAGGGGCCCCGGGCAGGCCGCAUCCGCUGGGAGGAGGCCUGGCCAAGGGGAUGCUGGAGAAGGAGGUGUCGGCCCUGAGACUGAGCAACAGCCACUUGCUGGAGGAGCUGGGGGAGCUGGGCCGGGAGCGGCAGCGGCUGCAAGGGGAGCUGCUGUCCCUGAGCCAGCGGCUGCAGCCCCACCCCCGGGGAGCAGAGCCCGGGGUGGAGCAGAAAGAGGAGCGAGAGGAUGUGUGCUCAGAGGAGUGGAAGUGGAAGUACGAAGAGGAGCAGAAGAAAGUUUCUCAGUUGGAGCAGGAGCUGGUGGGAAAGACAGAGGAGAGCAAGGCGCAGGCCGCAGCCUACCUGGGCCUGGCCAACCAGAUCCGCGAGCAGAUCAAGGAGUUGUUGAAGAAGGUGGAGCAGCUUUCAGAGGAAGUCCUGGCAGUUCGGGGGGAAAAUGCUCGCCUUGCCUCGCAGCUGCGGGUAUGUUUGUCCCUAGGGAAAUGGGGGCAUGACUUGGGCCUCACUGGUUCCCUGUGGCCUCAGAUCAAGGAGUUGUUGAAGAAGGUGGAGCAGCUUUCAGAGGAAGUCCUGGCAGUUCGGGGGGAAAAUGCUCGCCUUGCCUCGCAGCUGCGGGAUUCUCAGAAGAACCAUGAAGAGAUCAUCUCUACCUAUAGAAACCAUCUACUGAGUGCUGCUCAGGGCUACAUGGAACAAGAUGUAUACAAUAUCCUGCUGCGAAUCCUCAGCAGGCAGGAGAAGAGGGGCAGCGCGGGCCCUGAGGGGUCCGGGAUUCCUCUCCUGUGAGUUGUGGGUGAGGCCGAUGGGGCAGGAGCUUGGAGAAAGGACCGGGGAAAGGAGGCUCAGGAUGGGAACUGGAGUCUCCGUUUGCUCCAGGUGGUGGCUGACACGGGGAGUCCUGUGCCCCUGAGCAUCUGAAGUGAGGUUCACUGAGAAGUCCCAAUAAUGGGCCUCACUGGGUGGAGUCAGGAAUCUGUGCCCGAAGGGCUGACCUGGGAUGGGGACAGAAGGGGAGUUUCCUCUUUCACGGUCUGGGGCAGAGAUGCCAGUAAAGGAUGAGUGAUGGUGGGAGAGUGGUACACAGUUGUUUCCUAGGGGAGGACUCUACAAACCACAGAAUCUCUCCUU